This is a messenger RNA of Rhea pennata, 8132 nucleotides long. It is a transcript of the gene SCRIB, whose product is annotated as scribble planar cell polarity protein. Gene Ontology annotation, cellular component: basolateral plasma membrane; adherens junction; postsynaptic membrane. The record is from RefSeq and is a predicted model, not a curated record. The transcript is spliced from 46 exons. Gene Ontology annotation, molecular function: protein binding. The coding region runs from base 20 to 5986 and encodes 1988 amino acids. Gene Ontology annotation, biological process: receptor clustering; neurotransmitter receptor transport postsynaptic membrane to endosome; embryo development. Lineage: Eukaryota; Metazoa; Chordata; Aves; Rheiformes; Rheidae.
CAAGCCCCGGCGCGGCGCGAUGCUGCGCUGCAUGCCGCCGCUGUGGCGCUGCAACCGGCACGUGGAGGCGCUGGACCGGCGGCACUGCUCGCUGCAGGCCGUGCCCGAGGAGAUCUACCGCUACAGCCGCUCGCUGGAGGAGCUGCUGCUGGACGCCAACCAGCUCCGCGAGCUGCCCAAGCCUUUCUUUAGGCUUCUGAAUUUGCGCAAGCUGGGCCUGAGUGACAAUGAAAUCCAGAGACUUCCCCCUGAGGUUGCCAAUUUCAUGCAGCUGGUGGAACUGGAUAUCUCCCGUAAUGACAUUCCAGAAAUUCCUGAAAGCAUCAAAUUCUGCAAAUCCUUGGAGAUCGCAGAUUUCAGUGGGAAUCCCCUGUCCAGGCUUCCUGAGGGUUUCACACAGUUGCGGAGCCUGGGUCAUUUGGCCCUGAAUGACGUAUCCCUGCAGAGCCUCCCCAAUGAUAUUGGGAAUUUGGCCAACCUGGUGACUUUGGAGCUACGUGAGAACCUCCUAAAGACUCUCCCCACUUCACUCUCAUUCCUUGUCAAGUUAGAGCAGUUGGAUCUUGGUGGCAAUGACCUGGAAGUACUGCCAGAUACUUUGGGAGCAUUGCCAAAUCUGCGGGAGCUUUGGUUAGACCGGAACCAGCUCUCAACCCUGCCUCCAGAGCUGGGCAAUCUGCGUCGCUUGGUAUGUCUGGAUGUGUCAGAGAACAAGUUGGAGCAGUUGCCCAGUGAGGUCAGUGGACUAAUAGCACUGACAGACUUGCUGCUGUCACAGAACCAGUUGGAAUGCAUUCCGGAUGGGAUUGGUCAGCUCAAGCAGCUCUCCAUCCUGAAGGUGGACCAGAAUCGUCUGGCAGAGGUGACAGAGUCGAUUGGAGAUUGUGAAAAUUUGUCAGAACUCAUCUUGACAGAGAACAUGCUAACAGCCUUACCAAAAUCCCUUGGGAAGCUGACCAAGCUGACUAAUUUGAAUGUGGAUCGGAACCGGCUUACAUCCCUUCCAGCAGAGAUCGGAGGCUGUGCCAAUUUGAAUGUGCUGUCCUUGAGAGACAAUCGCCUGGCACUUCUGCCAUCAGAGCUUGCCAACACGACUGAGCUUCAUGUCUUGGAUGUAGCAGGGAACAGACUGCAGAACUUGCCAUUUGCUUUGACAAAUCUUAACCUGAAAGCCCUCUGGCUGGCAGAAAAUCAGUCCCAGCCCAUGCUGAAAUUCCAGACAGAGGAUGAUGAAAAGACAGGAGAAAAAGUUCUCACUUGUUACUUGCUUCCCCAGCAGCCUUCUCCCAGUCUUGAGAAUCUUUUGCAGAACAGUGUGGACGAGAGCUGGACAGACACCAAUUUAAACAGAGUCAGUGUGAUUCAGUUUCUGGAUGAGCCCAAAGUGGAUGAUGAGGAAGAAUCUGGAGCUGAGAGAAGGGGCUUACAGCGCAGAGCAACCCCUCAUCCCAGUGAGCUGAAGGUUAUGAAGAAGGUGAUCGAAGUUCGACGCAAUGAGGUAUAUGCUGCAAAGUCUGAUGGGGACCUGAAUUCUCCUAAGGCAGAAGAGAAGAGACUGAGUGCCAUGUCAAAUCACAGUGAGGACUCGCACCUUUCCAACAGCACUGCUUCUGCUGACUUUCGAGGAGAGGAGCAGGGAGAGGAGAGAGAGAGGAACUGGCCAAAUGGGCAAGUGCCUGAGGUGCAAGAGUUGGAGAAGGAGGCAAAGUCAAGACCUGAAGAAGAGCAUAAAGAAGCAGCUGACCAAGAGGAGGAAGACAUAGAAGUGGAAUACAAUGAGCCCACUGUACACUUUGCUGAGGACACACUGAUACGGAGUGAGGAUGAGGAUGAAGAUGAAGAACGACCGUUCCCAGUAGAGAAGCAGAGGCUUAUCCGCAAGGACACACCCCAUUAUAAGAAGCACUUUAAGAUAACUAAACUGCCCAAGCCAGAGGCAGUGGUGGCACUCCUGCAGGGGCUGAAUAGUGAUGGAGUCCCCAAAGAGGAAGAGGAGUUAGGAGGCUGCAAUAACAACAUAGAGCCUGAGGAUCAGGAGGAAGCAUGGGAUGAGGAUGAUGUAAAGAAUGGAGCUUUAUCCACUCAACCAUCUGUGAAGGGGGUGUCGUUUGAUCAAGCCAAUAAUCUGCUGAUUGAACCUGCUCGCAUUGAGGAGGAAGAGCUGACACUGACUAUCGUGCGGCAGACAGGGGGGCUAGGCAUCAGCAUCGCAGGGGGCAAGGGCUCUACCCCCUAUAAGGGUGAUGAUGAGGGCAUCUUUAUUUCCCGUGUAUCAGAGGAGGGUCCUGCAGCUCAUGCAGGGGUUCGUGUUGGGGACAAGCUCCUGGAGGUGAAUGGCGUGUCCCUGCACUGUGCUGAGCAUCACGUGGCAGUGGAAGCACUGCGUGGAUCAGGAAGCUCCGUCUCUAUGAUGGUACUGCGGGAGCGGAUGGUGGAGCCAGAGAAUGCCAUCACCGUCACACCACUGCGCCCUGAGGAUGACUACAGUCCUCGUGAGAGGCGAGGUGGUCUACGCUUCCCAGAGCGGCCUGAGGGGGCACCUCCCACAGAGAGAUAUUCCACCUGCCUCAUGCGCAAUGAGAAGGGUCUGGGCUUCAGCAUUGCUGGUGGCAAAGGCUCCACACCCUACCGGGCUGGUGACACGGGGAUCUUUAUCUCACGGAUUGCAGAAGGUGGUGCCGCCCAUCGGGACGGGACUUUGCACGUAGGAGACCGGGUCAUCUCGAUCAAUGGGGUAGACAUGACAGAAGCCAGGCAUGAUCAGGCAGUAGCGCUGCUUACCGCAUCCUCCCCCACCAUCGUGCUGCUGGUAGAGAGAGAGGGUGCAGAGCAGCUCAGCGAGGGAGACUCACCAGGGGUGCCACGAGUGCGCAUGCACUCCCCACCACCACCUCCGAGCCAUGGGGAGACCCCACCUGAGGAGACACCUUCACUGCAAAGGAACCAUCUGUCUAAAGGCCUGGAGGAUCAGUACCCGAUUGAGGAGAUUCACCUUGUAAAAGCAGGUGGUCCCCUGGGACUCAGCAUUGUAGGAGGUAGUGACCAUUCAAGCCAUCCAUUUGGGAUUCACGAACCAGGUGUCUUCAUAUCAAAGGUCAUUCCCCGUGGAUUGGCAUCUCGCAGUGGGCUCCGUGUAGGGGAUAGGAUCCUGGAGGUGAAUAGCAUUGACCUGCGCCAUGCUACCCACCAAGAAGCAGUGAAUGCCCUACUCUCCAACACCCAGGAGCUGACUAUGUUAGUAAGACGAGAUCCACCUCCACCUGGUAUGCAGGAAAUAUGCAUUGAAAAAGCUCCAGGAGAAAAGCUGGGCAUCAGCAUUCGGGGUGGAGCAAAAGGUCAUGCUGGAAAUCCCUUUGACCCCACUGAUGAAGGCAUCUUCAUUUCUAAGGUGAGCUCCUCUGGAGCUGCUGCCCGGGAUGGUCGUCUGAAGGUGGGAAUGCGGAUCCUGGAGGUGAAUCAUCAGAGUUUGCUGGGAAUGACACAUACAGAAGCGGUACAGAUACUCCGAAGUGUGGGUGAUGCACUCCUUGUGCUUGUGUGUGAUGGCUUUGAUCCCAAGGCUGCAGCUGCCAUUGAGAUGUCUCCAGGAAUUAUUGCAAACCCUUUUGCUGCUGGUAUUGGGCGCAAGAAUAGCCUAGAGAGUAUCUCGUCUAUUGAUCGGGAUUUAAGCCCUGAAGAACUGGAGAUUCUACAGAAGGAGAUGGAAAUGGUGAGAGAAGCAACUCAGUGGGAGAGAGAAGAAAUGGAGAAAGUGGAGUGGAUGCGUAGGGAACGGGAGGCAGCCACACAGCAACUUGAGGAGGAGGCAGAGAAUAUCACGAGUGAACCUUUGAGACUGGACUAUCGGACCCUGGCUGCUUUGCCCACCAGUGGCUUACAGAGAGUCAAUCGCACUCUUGUUCAGUGUAAUAGAGCCAGCUCCAGAAUGGAGGGCGACUGCGCUAUGCUGUCUCUGCCAAUGGCACAGGAUAGCCGGGAUUCAGACCCAGAAAGAGCUGCAGGCCUGAUCAUCAGAAGUGUGACUGGCCUUCCCCAAGACCCUGCAUCACCUGACAAGUGCACAAGUGGGGCAGAAAAGCCCCUGCUAGACAAGCAGGAGCCCACAGGUUGCCCCCUGUCCCAGGACCAGAUGCCAAAGACGCCAGAGCAAGAGUGUAUGGUCGACUCUCAGCCGAUCCUCUUCAGUGAAAACCCCUUUGUGGUGGCUAACCGAAAGGGGAAAGCAGCAGGCAAGGCUUGUCUGGGGGGCCCACCCCUGGGCUAUGGCAGGGGGGGAGUGCUGAAGACCAACCUUUACUCCAAGGCUCCUCCAGGAGAAUCUGCGACAGGAAAUUCCAGGCGGGAAAUCCCCUAUUCUCCUGGUAAUCAGCAGGCGCCUGCAACCCCUCGGCCUGUUCACCUGUCAGGCAGGGAGACCCGCUUUGCUUCCAUUAAUUUCAUUGUAUCACAGGAUGACAGCAAAUCAACCAAACCAGGCGUCAUUCAGCCUCUCUCCCGAGUGCGACAGAAUGCUGCCUCACGUAAUUUGGAGGACAGGGACAGCCCCAAUCCCUUCCAGCAACAUGAGCCGUGCUUCAAUAUCCAGAACUCUCCAAAGCCACCUUCACCUCCCUCUCCUGACGAGAUCCCCAUCAAUGUCAAGCAAGCAUACAAGACCUUUGCAGCAGUGCCCUUGUCACACCCUCUGCUUGAGACACAGGAAUUGCCUGUUCAGACCAGCACAGAGAAACCCAAAAGUGCCCAGGAGGUGCCACAGCCAAGUGGACUGCACAGCCCAGAGCAGCGAUCCUUCCGUGAGAGGCAGAAGUAUUUUGAGAUUGAGGUGAAGCAACAGCAGAAGGAUAAGCCUCCCAAACGUGUCUCCUUGGUAGGAGAGGAUGACUUGAAGAAGAUGAAGGAGGAAGAAGCCCGAAAACUGCAGCAGAAACGUGCCCUUCUGUUGGAAGAAGAGGGGGAAGAGGAUGAGAUGGUAAAACAGGCACCUGAUAUGAGCCUGCAGUCCAGUGUCAUCAUUGAAGGAGUAGAAUACAAGAUUGAGAGGCUAAAUGGAAGGAGCAUCCAGGUCCCAGCAACUCGACUCUCUGAAGCCAGUGAGAACAGCAGCUCACAGAGGAAUUCGCUGGAAGAGGGAAUCAAGUCAGAGCAGAGAACCAGCUCUGUGUCUGGGUUAAGUCCAUUAUAUCUUGGAGGAGGGGAUGCAGUGGCACCUGUGAGGACAGCCAAAGCUGAACGGCGUCACCAGGAGCGACUGAGAAUGCAGAGUCCUGAGCUCCUGAGUGGUCAGGAGAAGGAACUUUCUCCAGCAGAGCGUCGUGCUCUGGAGGCAGAGAAACGAGCAAUGUGGAGAGCAGCACGAUCCUCAGCUCUUGAAGACAGUAUUAAACAGUACGAGCAGGACCUGGCCAGGAAGUUGUACCAAUCCCGACAGUGGGCACCUGCUCCUGGGGCCAGGCCAGCUCAGAUGCCUAGUCCAAUGCAGAGUCACGUCUCAAGAAUCUCGGGGUCAGGAAACCAAUCCAGGAUGAAGUCACUUGAACAGGAUGCUCUUAAAGCCCAAAUGGUUAUUGCUAAGUCCAAGGAGGGAAAAAAGCGCAGCACUCUGGAGCAACUGGCAGAAUCACCAUCACCUGUUCCUACCCCAUCACCAACACCGCUUGAAGACUGCAGCCCCAGGAAUGUCACUUCUCCAGGAAGGCUGUCCCUGUCUGAAAAGAAGUUUGACUACCGGGAAUUUGCUGCUAUUCCUUCUUCCAAACCUGUUUACGAAAUCCAGUCACCUGAUGCAGCUGAUGAUCACAGAUACGUAGAUGACAGAAAUAACUCAGUUCUUCAGGAGCAGGAUGGGCAGCAAGAGGACGAGGAAAUGUUAUUAAGACACGAUUCAUCAACACCUACUGCAUCAGCACUUGAAGAAAUGGCUCUGUAUAGCAGCAAACGCAAACUGCGACACAGCCGGCGCAGUUUGGAGGCUGCUGUCCCUACGUAGAAGAUCUGAUGCACCUGGGCAAUGGGAUAGCCCUACACAGGGCUCUUGAGCUUCCUGUGCUCCAGGGACAGCACUGAACUGCCCCCACAGCUGCCUCCUGGACUCUGGAUGGGAACUGAGCACCCCAGGGAGCGCUGUGGUUAACUAACUUCCUUUAAGGCUGUGAACCACCCUCUUUUCUCACCCCAUAGUGCAUCGGGGCAUGUCCUGAACAAAAUGGGACAAUAGACUUACUGAUCGCCAAUUGAGAGGAGGUGUAGGUAGGACAGUGGGCAGCUGCAGUUUGUUAGCCUGUACAUAUUGGGGGGGGAGGGGGGAGGAAGGGUAGGACAGGGAGAGCAUAAAAGUGAGAAUGUGGCAGGGGGCUCCAGUUGGUAUUUCCUCAACUUGGAUUAUUAAUGAUUAAUAGGGGAGCUUCUAUUCUAGUAUGAAUUUGAAGGAAGUUCCAGCCUUUACUGCUAUUUAAUUUCCAGUCUUUUGCCAAAAAGCAUCUCCCACACACAGUGUCACCACUUUCUUCUGUGAGUGUGUGGAAGGGGGUAGCUUUGAGGCAAAAAUAAUAAUAAUAAUAAUAAUAAUAAUAAUUUCAGUGAAGUGCCUCCCUCUGACACUGACACCUGUGUGCUCAAGCAAAGAAGACUGAAUGAGCAGGAGCCUGUGCCAGCUCUAGGAAGCAUCAGCUCCAUUCCACUUGCCUCUGUGAGAGCAGCGAUCUGUUCCAUGUAAAAACUGCUCCUGCUAGUAUUUUGUGCUCUUCUGGGAGACAGUUACCUAGAGGUACACGUAAUUGUGUGUAUCCCAUACAUGCAGAGUGUGAGCCACUCAACAUGCACACUGUACCAAGUGUCAGGGGAAGCCAGGUAUCUGUCUUCUGUCAGCAUCAUGACUGAGUUGGUGAACUGGGGCAGGAAGGAGAAAUGAGCUGAAAAGCUGUAGUGAGAAUAUAGCAGUGUGCAUGUUUGACAGCAAUAGGGGACAGAAUAGUUGGGGGUUAGGAUAUGGUGGCAAAGGUAGGUGGUGUAUACAGCAGAUAAGGUAGUGGGUUAGGAUUCAGAAAAUGGGAAAAGGUAGGUGUGCUGCUGGGGUUAAGUUAGGAGUAAUGCGUUCUUACAGGUAGGAGAAUACUAGUGGGUGAAUCCACUAAGUUGCCUACUAGCACUGAGAUGAAGUGUGAUAUUGAGGAGGUGCUAGGUAUGGAGCUCUCAAGGAGUGCCUGCCAGGCAGGGAGCACAAUGAAAUAGAAUGGGUCUGGCUUAUGCCUUGCAAUAACUACAUAAUCCUGCACUCUCUGCCAAGAUGUUGGCUUUAGGUCCCUUUCCAUGCAGAACAGGGCAAAUAUAUACUUGCCCAUGCAAGGGAAAAAAAAAAAAAAAAAAAAGGAGCAGGGUUGCAAUUCAUUGUUUUCUUGCAUGAAACAAGGGCUUAGAACACAUUCGGUAUCAAAUGAGCUUUGCAAAUGUGGAGGAGACAGACAUUGCCCAUAGCUCUGUUCUGCUCUACUACUGAAGUAAAUAUCCUUUUUUUUUUUUUUAAUGCCUCCAAUAGAAGACAGAAAGGCAUCUGAGCUUGGCAGUAAUCUGAUCUGUCUACCCUAAUACAUUGGUGCUCUCUGCUGAACCCCUCCAGCAGUAAGAAAGACCAGAGUCGUACCUGAAGCCUCUCAGUGACUGGAUGUGGCUUGGGAGUGGCAGGCACUUCUGCUUGUAUAUUUGCUGAAUGACUGGAUGCAGUUUCUUUUAGUUGAGAGCCUCCCUUCAUGCCAAAAUCCAGUGGAUCAUUUUAACUGACUUUGUAUGUUUUAAUUUUGCAGGGCUUUGAAGGGAGAAUUCUGAUAAUCUCAAACUGCAGCUAUGGCUGCUUCCAUCAUCAGCAAGUUGAGCUUUCCUUUUUAAAUCUAAUUUUAGCAUCUGCUUUUUAACAAGAGCAAUUUUGGAAACAAUCCUGGAGUGGUUUUGGUGACUAACUUGUGAUUUUUUUUUUUCUUUUCCCUUUGCGGUACCUGGUGCCAGGCUCUGGGUUCUCUCCCAUUCUCUCCUGAGAGACUCUGAGGGAAAAUUAGCGCAUCAAGACUGUAACUAGUGAAAUUUGUACAACCAAAGAAAUCUAUUUUGUGGUUCAAGGAUAAUAAAGUUUACUUUACAUUUUA